Didymodactylos carnosus is the source of this 1359-nucleotide messenger RNA. The record is from the annotation of a GenBank genome assembly. NCBI's taxonomy places the organism in Eukaryota, Metazoa, Rotifera, Eurotatoria, Philodinida, Philodinidae.
AUGUCUGAAUCAGAAUAUUUUGAUGUAAUUAUUGUUGGUUGUGGUGCUGCAGGAAUUGCAACUGGUAUAGAUUUACACGAAGCUAACAUAUCGUCAUUCGUUAUACUUGAAGCACGUGACCGCAUUGGAGGUAGAGCAUAUACAAAAAUGUUGGACGGCAUACCCGUUGAUUUGGGUGCCAAUUGGAUUCACCAUUAUUCGCCUAAUAAUCCAUUGUAUAAAUAUACACAAAAUGGAGAACUUUUAGCUGAUAAUCAAUGGCAUACUGAUCUAUUAUAUGAUUAUGAUGGUAGUAGCAUACCACUACAUGUCACGAGAAAAGCGCAAAGAAUAGCACAAACUUUAUUUAAUAUUGUUGAUGAUUACCGAAAUAAAGUUUUAAAAGAACAAGCAACAGAUGUGUCAAUAGCUGAAGUAAUUGAACACGCAUAUGAGAAAGAAGUACAAGGACUAUUACCUCAAUGUAAACGUGUUGUAGAUUUAAUAAUGGGUGGUGUAGAGCAGUAUGAAGCGUCGAAUUUAGAAAAAUUGUCAGCUACGUAUUAUGAGGCUGGUAAUGGAGACUUUGAAUGUGACAAAUUUGUUCAGUAUGGCUAUGGACUUUUAUUACAAAAAAUUGGUCAUAAUCUUCCCGUUCGUCUCAACACUAUUGUCACGCAUGUUGAUACCAGUGAUAGAUCACUAAUCGAAAUUCGUACGAAUCAUACAAAUUACACAUGUAAAUAUUUAUUAAUAACGAUCCCUUUAGGCUGCUUGAAAAAAGAAACAAUUAUGUUUCAUCCAAGAUUACCAGAAUGGAAACUGGCCGCUAUCAGACAAAUGGGUUUUGGCCUUAUGAAUAAAAUUAUUCUACAAUUUCCAUACAAUUUCUGGAAUUCUGCCACUUAUAUCAAUCGCACAAGUAAUUUGAUAAGAGGAGAGUUUCGUUGUAUGUAUAGUUUACAUGCACAGUACAAUUUAUCCAAUGAAAAUUGUAAUAUACUCGUUAUAUUUACAACGGGUAAUUUUGCUUAUGAAAUUGAAACAUUGACUGAUCAAGAAUCGAUUGAACGUGUUAUGAAAAUACUACGAACAUUGUUUGAGUCAAAUGAAGUACUCAUACCGAAUCCAUUAAAAUUUCUUAUAUCACGUUGGUCACACGAUCCAUUCGCUUAUGGUUCAUAUUCGAAUUUUGCAGUCAAUGCAACAGAGCAAAUUGUAUUUGAUUUAAGUCAAGAAUGUUUUUUAAAUCGUGUACAUUGGGCUGGAGAGCAUACAAAUGAAGGUAGCACAAUUGGAUGUGUCGAUAGUGCGUUUGAAAGUGGACAAAGAGAAGCCAAAAAAAUCAUUGAAAAGUUAAAUAUCGUUAAGGCUUCCUGA